Danio rerio (zebrafish) is the source of this 3490-nucleotide messenger RNA. Lineage: Eukaryota; Metazoa; Chordata; Actinopteri; Cypriniformes; Danionidae. The record is from RefSeq and is a predicted model, not a curated record.
CUCGUCACGCGGCGAUUGGUCGAGCGUGUUGUAAUUCAUUAGAACCUCGCGCUCUUUCAGCCUGCACUACUGCUGUCUGCUCGGAGACCGUGAUGAGGGUCGAAUGAAACAAACCUGAGGUCAAACUGCUCGUUUUUCUGUCGAUCUUUUGAUUUAAAUAGUGAUCGAUAGUUAAACGUAUUGGGUCGGAAUGCUGUCUGGAUAUUGAGCAUUGGAAUACACCCAGAGAAAAACUGCAAAUGGCCACCGUCGUGGAAAACCUGAUAGAUGGAGGGUCAAAAAAGGACAGAAUUCGACAGGCCAAAGAAAGAAGAGAGGACAAAGAUAAGAGCCAAGCCCUGCGGGAGCGAGCGCUGUGGGAGAAGGAGCAGCGGGCGCAGCAGCAGUACGAGCGCUCGGUGGUUGAGCGAGGCAGGCGUCUGGAGGAGCAGCGACACAAGGAGAUGCUCCGCCGCUCUGCUGUCGAGGAGAAGAGACGCCAACGCGUGGAAGACGAGAAGGAGCGACUGGAGGCCCUGAUGCGACGUUCCACGAACCGCAACCUCCAGGCGGAUCAGAGGCCCAAACGCUGGACGUGGUGCGGACCUCCGGGAGCCUGCGAGGGUGAUUCUAAGAUUGCCCCGCCUUGCCCUCCUGCUUCAGCCUCCUUAGCCAAUGAACAUGCUGCUCUCACUCCUGCCAGCAAAUCCAAGAAUGUCCAAGAUUUUAUGAUUCUGCCCGACUCUCCAGACUCUCUCCUGAGCAGACACCUCUCCUCGUCCUCUGCUACUUUGCCCAAUAUGACAGAGAAAGCCUCCUCCAGCCCUCACAGGUCUCCUUACAGGGCUUCACCCAGCAGAGCAGAGAGGAAGAAGGUCAGUGCUUCAUUCUGUGGACCACUGGACGACUCCAGAGGAGCGGCCACCACCCCGAAAACCCCUCAGACUGAGAAGCCGGAAAAAAGCAUCGCCCAAACUUUAGCUGACUCGACGAUGAAGAAACUGGAGUCUCCAACAACGCCCACUCGAAGCUCCUCCUCCACUCGCAAAAACCCCAGCACACCGAAAAGAUCUAAGUCUUGUAAGAGUCGUAUUCAGUCUCCAGCCUCUCCGGGUCAGUUUCCUUCAUCCCCAAUGAGACACAGAGCCACAACACCCAGUGCUGAGAACAGAAUUCGGGACGGGGAAGAGAAAAUUUCGGAGGGGAGUAAAGGAUACAGCACUCUAGAGAGAAAGAGCUCCAGAACUGAGAGAAUGCCCAAAUCCACAAGCAAAGAGUUUGGACACAACGCAGAGUCUCCAGUGACUCCCACUGGGAAAGCAGGUACGACUGAUGCUGAGGAGGCCUCCAGACUGCUGGCAGAGAGACGACGCCUGGCCCGAGUCCUGAAGGAGCAGGAAGAGAAACAGCGGCUGGAAGACGAGAGGCUGCGAGUUGAGGAGCUCCAGAGGCAGCAGGAGGAGGAGAGACAGCGCCAGGAGGAGGAGAAUCGACUGGCGGAGGAGAAAAGACUGAGGCAGGAGGAGCAGCGCUGUCAGAGAGAGAUGGAGGACAGACACCAGAAAGAGCAGCGCUGGAAAGAGCUCCAGGAUGACCUGGAAAGACAGAGAGAGGAAGCAGUGCAGCGCGUUCACAAAGAGGCCGAACGCAAGAGACAAGAGCGAGAGCUGCUCAAAAUUCAGGAGGAACAGGAGAGACUGCAGAGAAAGAAGCGUAUCGAGGAGAUUAUGAAAAGGACACGAAAACCAGAUGGAGAAAAGAAAGAAGAGGCGCAGAUGGAAGUCCCAUCCCCCAUUUCUGUCUCUCAGUCCAUCUCACCGUCUCCCUUGGAAACUGAGGGGAUCAGAGUGAUUAACAGUCCACCAAAAACAGCAUCUGAAUCUCCAGUCAUAUGCCUUGAGCCUCUGGAGGCAAAAAGCAGUUUGGCGGAUGAUCUAUCUGAUGGGGUUCAGUCUAUGGACGUCAGCCCAGUGUCCAGAGAUGAGCUUGUUCCAGAGUUUUCCCCCAUCAGCGAAAUCUCACAGAACAGCAUGAGUUCUGCUUUGGGCGAUAUCCUCGUUCUGACCAGGCAGGUCUCACAUCCCAAAGUGUCCGCUGCUCCAGCGUUUGGUGACUGCAACAAGAAUCUGAUCCAGGAUUGCAGUAGCGCCGCUAUUGACUCAUCACUUUUCCAGAGUCUUAGACCAGCCUCAGACAAGCUCAACAUAUAAUGUAAAGACAUCACUGAAGCAUGGGGCUGGACUAAACUGAUGCUGUCUGUGCUCCAGCAUCUCCAUGAGAGCCUCCUCCUCUGAACCAGAGAACAAGGACUGAAUGUCAAACCAUGUGUUAAUAGCAAACGAGGGACACCCUGAAGGCUGAAUCCCCACUCAAAAUAAACGUUUUGCCUGCUCCUCUAGAUAUUAUAUUUCACACCGUUUCACCAUAGUCUCACCAGACAACGCAACUGUAUUAGCGCCGUCCUAGUGGUCUUAUUCCUGUUAUACACCUGUAGCAUUGAUGAGUAACACACGUGACAAUUGUAGCAGCUCCAUUGUGUAAUUUGUUUUAUUUUGGGUUGCAAAAACGACCAGCAAAUCCGAGCUGAGUCCUGCUAAUUGUGCUGUAGUGUAUGGCCGGGGUUUGCAAACAGUAUAUCGUGUAAAUCCAAUGACUUCUCUGCGUCUUCUCAGCAAUCCGAGCUUUGUAGUCUAAAAGUGGAUAUAUGAAUAGAUGUAAAGUGUGAUAUUAUUCCACCAUAAACACUGGCAUUAAUGUAUUAUUAGUCAACGGUGGUUAGAAGUUAUAGCAGAGGGGGUGGGGGUGGGCCGUUAACAGAAUAAAGUGUACUUCUAAUGUAAUUUAUUGUGUAAAAGUUUAAAAAAGGAAUUAAAGGUGCACAAGUCGGUUGUGUUCAAUAGCAUAGUGCUUUUAACUCUUCAUAGACUUCUGUAUUGUUUUGUCGAAAUGACAUCAUUGCACACAGCUCUAUGCAGAACCAUACACGGCAACACAAAUCAAGGUAAUUCAGCAUUUGGUGACAAGAGAAGGAGUUGUACUUGCUGAGUAUGUUGCCUAUAAAUACUCUGUUUACCAUCUUGUACACUCAGGGUAAAAGUGAGCUUUGCAUGUGAGCUCAUUUGUGAUGUUUGGUCAUGUAUGAUGCUGUUGUGCACUGGACUGCUUCAGGACCAAUAAGAAACAGAUUUAUUGAAGGAUGUAAGUUUGUAUCUGUCUUCUAUCUAUCUAUCUAUCUAUCUAUCUAUCUAUCUAUCUAUCUAUCUAUCUAUCUAUCUAUCUAUCUAUCUAUCUAUCUAUCUAUCUAUCUAUCUAUCUAUAUUUCUGUCUAUCUAUAUUUCUGUCUAUCUAUAUUUCUGUCUAUUUAGAAACGUGGGAAGUUGAUUACAUUUUUGAUUUUACAGGAAGUGAUGGGAAAUUCAGCACUUCAAAAUGACAUUUGAGAAAAGGUGCAUGAAUCAGCUGCUUUGAAGUUGCCGAAUACUGACAUAACAAUAAAGUAUGUAUCACACUA